AUGGAGAAAUUCCCGACACAGUACUUUCUCAACACAACUGUGCGCCUUCUGGAGUACAUCAAAUAUCGAGACACCAACUAUACUCGAGAAGAACGCAUCGAGAACCUGCACUAUGCCUACACUAAGGCUGCUCAUCAUUUCGCUCAACCUCGCCAGCAACAGUUACUGAAGGUUGAACCCAAGCGCUUGCAGGCUUCACUCCAAACCAUCGUCAGCAUGGUUGUCUACAGUUGGGCCAAGAUCUCCAAAGAGCUAAUGGCAGAUCUAUCAAUCCACUACACCUAUACGCUCGUUCUGGAUGAUAGCAAAGAUGAUCCUCAUCCCACUAUGGAGAACUACUUCGAUGAUCUGCAGGCUGGCAGGGAACAAGCUCAUCCUUGGUGGAGACUCGUCAACGAACACUUCCCAAAUGUUCUCCGACAUUUCGGUCCUUUCUGUUCGUUGAACUUGAUCCGCAGCACUCUUGACUUUUUCGAGGGUUGUUGGAUUGAACAGUACAACUUUGGGGGAUACCCGGGAUCCCAUGAUUAUCCUGGCUUCCUUCGGCGCAUGAAUGGUCUUGGCCAUUGCGUUGGUGCUUCGUUGUGGCCCAAGGAUCAGUUUGAUGAGCGCAAGCAGUUCCUGGAAAUCACGUCAUCCAUUGCCCAGAUGGAGAACUGGAUGGUUUGGGUCAACGAUCUCAUGUCAUUCUACAAAGAGUUUGACGGUGAACGGGAUCAGAUCAGCCUUGUCACCAACUACGUUACAUCUUAUGAGAUAAGCCUCAAUGAGGCUUUGGAAAAGCUCACCCAGGAUACCUUACAUUCCUCCAAGCAGAUGGUAGCCGUCUUCUCAGACAAGGAUCCCCAGGUGAUGGAAACCAUCGAGCGCUUCAUGCACGGCUACGUCACCUGGCACCUGUGCGACAGCAGAUAUCGACUGAGUGAGAUUUACGAGCAAGUCAAGGGAGAAGAGACCGAAGAAUCUCAGAAGUUCUGCAAGUUUUAUGAACAGGCUGCCACCGUGGGAGCUGUAUCCGCGGCCCAGUGGGCGUAUCCUUCCGUGGCUCACCUCGCAAGCCUCCGGUCGAAGGACAUGGAACCGGCUCACGAGCCCAUCGUAAGUUCGCUUGAAUCUGUGGAAUGA
Fusarium coffeatum is the source of this 1125-nucleotide messenger RNA. RefSeq lists its product as uncharacterized. Lineage: Eukaryota; Fungi; Ascomycota; Sordariomycetes; Hypocreales; Nectriaceae. The transcript has 2 exons. The record is from RefSeq and is a predicted model, not a curated record. Bases 1 to 1125 code for a protein of 374 amino acids. Gene Ontology annotation, biological process: sesquiterpenoid biosynthetic process. Gene Ontology annotation, molecular function: trichodiene synthase activity.